AUGAUUUACCAAGGCUAUUGGAUCUUUAUGGUCAUACUCCAAUCAGUGACUAACAUUACUGUCCAAUGGCAGGAUAAAAAUGUAAUUGAAAAGCCAGUGGUACCCACUUUCUAUUGCCUAGUUUGCAUGGGCCAAUUGAGAGAAGAAACAUCAACAAAAUGUGGGCACAUCUUCUGCAGGGAGUGCAUUCAUUCAGCAAUUGCUGUCCAAGGAAAAUGCCCAACCUGCUGGCGAAUAAUUGGAAUAAAAGACACAUUUAGGGUCUACCUUCCUGCCAGGGAUGCUGGCUUUUUCUUGGGAGGUUUUGACUUGAAGCAAGGUAGGCAUUUUUAUAAUUGA
Thlaspi arvense is the source of this 339-nucleotide messenger RNA. Lineage: Eukaryota; Viridiplantae; Streptophyta; Magnoliopsida; Brassicales; Brassicaceae. The record is from the annotation of a GenBank genome assembly.